CGACUAAAAAACUGCAAAGGCGACGCAGCGACGGCCCAGAGUCCGCAUAACUUUCGUCGCUAAGGAACAGGGCCUCUACUGCAAGGAAGCCCUAUCCUCACAAUCGUCUGUAGAAUGAGGCUGGUACUCCUCGCGGUGGUGCUGCUGGUUGGGAGCGGUGUCGCUGCCGCGCAGCAGGCUUCACCCGCUGCCGACGCACCUGGAAUUUUGCGCAAGACGCUUCGCGGUACCUUAGCGCAAGUGACCCUGGACGACGACGGUGGUGAGCAGUGGGCGAUUGUCAGCGAGAGCGAUGGCACCAUCCAGCCCUUUGCCCGCGGCGUGCGCCCCCCGAAGAAGGACAAGAACGGCAAUGACAUCACCGCCGGCGCCGUGGUGGGACUGAGUUGCCCCACCGACUCGACCGGCUCGUGCACCUACGUGUCGUCGUCUGACACGACGCUACUGGCGGGCGGCGCCACGCCCGGCGCCGCCACCAGCAAGGUGGUGCAGCGCAACCUCAUCAUCAACAUUGACUACGCCUCCUGCAACUACUCCGCCAGCCACAACGAGAGCAGCCUGCGCACGCUGUACCUGGGCGCCGCGGGCGAUGGCACGGGCGGCCACGCGCUCAAGUUCGAGCAGUGCUCGUACGGCGGCCUGACCAUGAACGCCACAGCAUUCACCGUUGUUACCGUACAGCCCAACUGCACCGCGGCGAUCCUCGUCAACUGCUCUUACUCUGGGAUCUCUAACGGCGCGGACGCGGCCGCCAAGGCCAUUCUGGGCACCACCGCCUUUUCCUCCUUCACGCACUACACCUACAUCCUGCCGCCUGGUUUCGAGAGCAUCUGCGGCUGGUCCGGCCUGGCGCUGCUGCCCGGCAAGCAGACGUGGCUGCAGACCUCCUCGUACGGCGUAAGCCGCUGGGCCACCGCCAUGCAAGAGGGCAUCCACAACUACGGCCUGUGGCACUCGUGGCUGGGCACCGCCGAGUACAAUGACUAUAGCACCUCCAUGGGCCGCGGCAACUCCUGCCCCAACGCGCCCGAGCUGAGCUACAUGAAGUGGGCCACGCCCGUGACCGGCGGCUCCGCGCUCAACGCCUCGCUGCUGCCUGUGGGCCAGGCCGUCACGUUUAACCUGCCCGCCACCUACCUCACCGGCACUGGCAACUUCCUUCGGGUUGUGCCUGACUGGAUCCCCAACUACUUGUACAACGUGUACAUUGCCGUACGCGCGAACAAGAUCGGCGACAGCGCCCUCGGCAACGGCUACGCCAACCGUAUCAACGUGCAUUACCUCAACGCGUCGCUGGACAAUCAACGGUGGAACGGCAACUACACCUACCAGUACAAGGACCGCAAGAUCACAGUGCUGAACACCACCCAAGUCAAUGUAACCACGGACCUGCCCGACUACAAUUUGGUCGUGUACGGCGGCUCCUGGGUCGGCACCGACAUCAUGCGGAUGUACAUCUGCCGGUACAGCCUCUCGCGUGCCGAGUGCCCGGCCAGUGCGGCCGUGCUGCAGGCAACGGCGUCGCCCCCGCCCUCGCCGUCUCUGCCCCCGUCCCCUUCGCCACCCUCCCCUAGCCCUCCGUCUCCCUCGCCGCCUCCUCCGAAGCCCCCGUCCCCCUCGCCUCCCUCGCCUAGCCCUCCGUCUCCCUCGCCUCCUCCUCCGAAGCCCCCGUCCCCCUCGCCUCCUUCUCCACCGCCUCCGCCGCCCCCGUCCCCUCCCAAGGUUACCGGCGGCGGUAACAACAAGAACAAGGGUCGCCGCAUGCUGCGGCGGGCUGGACAGCAGUAGACAGCGGGCACCGCCGCAUUGGGCGGCCCGUGCAGCUCAACAAACAAACACGUGGUGAUUCAGGUCCUGUGAUUUUGGAGCAUCAGGCAUUCUUUUCAGGCGCUGAAACGUGCCACACAUUGUGCUGAUUAUUAGUCGUAUCAUAUUCAUGUAGGUUGCCUGGUUACCGUAUGUGGGUUCCCAGGGAGACACAAGGGGACACUUUGUUGCGUGCCGACGCGGCGUGUGUGUAUCGAAAGUCGGAAAUCAUUAGUCGGGAAGCUUAUUUCAUAUACAUAAUGCAGUGGCCUUCACCAGCUACAUGAUGAAGAGAUGGUCUUGCACAAAUACAUACAUAACGCGCCAACGGGUGACGAUAGGACACUCAUGCACAACUCGGCUGCCGCAAGGCAGUGAUGGCGCAGGCCGUACGGAUGGGACUCGUUUGUUGUGGAGGUCGCAGUAGUGUGUGCUGGCUACUCAGGCUGACUCGGCGGGCUCGGGUCGUGAAAGGUCCUCAGGUCGACAUGGACAGGGUUGGUGAUUCAGCCAGCGGUGAUGGUACAUGCGGUGAUGCGGUCACGGUCCAGCUGCACAUAGUCACCGGAGUGUUGGACUGGACGAUAUUGAGAAAUCCAGAGAGUGAGUGCAUACUUGGAUGAUGCGACCGCAAAGGCUCCCACCCCUCCCCUUCGGGGGAAGGGCAACUGGGCAAGCCAACCAGUGAGUGCAUAUUUGGACGGAGGCUUCGCCGCGGGUGAGACCAGGUGAGACCGAGUUGAUUGGGUGUGGGUAGGUCACCUGCGAGCGCUGGAGAGUCAGGAAUCGCAGAGCUCAGAGCUUCGCCCAGGUCGUGGCCUUCGUCAUACUAAUACGGGAUGGCGCAUCCGUAGCUACCAGUUGAAUGGGGCUGGGGCAGUCUAGGGUAGCUUGGGCUUGGUGUCGCCACAGGGCGGGACUGGGAAUCCCGCAGAAGUGCGUGAGGAGCAGUGGAAGGGGAGCACUUGAACACUGCAACAGUACUCCCGUCACACCGUUCAUUUGUCGGGCUUUCUGCUUUCGAAACUUUGCGCUCUCGUGCAGUACUAUGGCCUCACAUGGGGGGACAAGGGGAUGGGCAGGGGGUUGACCGUGUCACAUUGACACCCACCAUAUCGAGCU
Chlamydomonas reinhardtii is the source of this 2928-nucleotide messenger RNA. RefSeq lists its product as uncharacterized. Bases 115 to 1788 code for a protein of 557 amino acids. The transcript is spliced from 12 exons. The record is from RefSeq and is a predicted model, not a curated record. NCBI's taxonomy places the organism in Eukaryota, Viridiplantae, Chlorophyta, Chlorophyceae, Chlamydomonadales, Chlamydomonadaceae.